Molecule: messenger RNA, 1823 nt
Organism: Alosa sapidissima (American shad)
Lineage: Eukaryota; Metazoa; Chordata; Actinopteri; Clupeiformes; Clupeidae
Gene: ddo
Product: D-aspartate oxidase
Exons: 5
Coding region: 468-1601 (377 amino acids)
Molecular function (GO): FAD binding; D-amino-acid oxidase activity
Source: RefSeq, a predicted model, not a curated record
AGACCCUACAUUUUAAUGUGGGUCUGGCUUGUCAGGCUAGUAGGCUACUGUUUAUGCAUUCAUUGUCACUUUAAGGUUGCUGAGUUUAAACGGUUCUUAUAAUGCCCUUUCACCUGCUCUUUUAAAUAAGGCUAAUCCAUUAAACAUUAACAUAGGCGUGCAUAAAUAGACACUAGGUGGUGCUAAAGCACUAGGAAGUUUGCCCUUUAUCAACGAAAAUGCCCUUUUGAAACUUUUUUUUUUAAUUAUUAAUAUUAUUAAGAUUUUACUGAGGUCGGUUUUGAAAUGAUCUUUUGAAAACCUGAGCCAUUAAAAACGACUGAAACAAUGCCCCGAAAUGAGCCACCUCCUUGCGCACACCCGACCAGCCUAUCUCUCUUCCUUUGUCACGUGAACUCGCGCGGUCGCGCGCAGGGCACGCCAGAUGCGCAGCACCAUAGCAGUUCAGUAAGCUUCAGAUAGCAGGCAUGGUCGCUGACAGGCUGCUUCUCUCGUGCCCCAUCAGCCAGUUCCUCAAUCCACCAGAUGGUGGCAGAAUAUUAGUAAAUGCCGAGUCUUCCAAGAGUCAGUUGGACACCACAAUGCAGUCAAUGAAAGUUGUGGUUGUUGGGGCAGGAGUGGUGGGCCUAUCCACGGCGGUAUGCAUCGCAGAGACCCUCCCCCACUGCUCAGUGACCGUCAUCAGUGAGCGCUUCACCCCUGACACCACCAGUGAUGGAGCCGCUGGGAUCUUGUUCGCUUCUCAGUUUCCAGAUAUUCCUCUGGAGCGUCAACAGCGGUGGUUCAAGGAAAGCUUUGAUCACCUGCUGGCCAUCGCCCAGUCCUCCAAGAGUGGUGAGACGGGAGUCAUCCUGAGCUCAGGGUGUCAGGUCUUCAAGGAGGUGCCCGCUGAUAAGAGGCCAUUCUGGGCAGAGCAUGUCCUCGGCUUCCGCUUCUUAAGCGACCGUGAGUUGAAGAGAUUCCCUGAUCACAAGUUUGGGCAGGCAUUCACUACAAUCAAGUGUGAGUGUACCACUUACCUGCCCUGGCUGGAAAAGAGAUUCGGCAAAGCUGGUGGUAAAAUCCUGUAUGGGAAGGUCUCUGAUCUCCAGCGCCUGGCUGACACCUAUGAUGUCAUUGUGAACUGUUCGGGACUAGGAGCUCACUCACUGGUGGGGGAUGCAAAGAUGCACCCCAUUCGUGGGCAGAUUCUCAAGUUCCACGCCCCCUGGGUGAAGAACUUUGUCCGUGAUGGGGAUGGCCACACCUACAUCUACCCGGGGAUGAACAGCGUUACCUUGGGGGGAACGCGGCAGGCUGGAGAUUGGCGUCUAGAGGUGGACGUGGGCGACAGGGAGGGCAUUCUGGAGCGCUGCUUUCGGCUGGAGCCGGCCCUUCACGGUGGGAAGGUGGUGGGGGAGUGGGUUGGCCUGCGGCCGGGAAGGGAGAGCCCACGGGUGGAGGUGGAGUGGCUGAGAACAGCAGGGGGCCAGGAGGUGCCGCUGGUGCACAACUACGGCCACGGGGGCUUUGGGGUCACACUGGCAUGGGGCACGGCCCUGGAUGCCCUGGGGCUGGUGAGGCAGUCUCUGCUGCAGCAUCCCCCCAUGGCCAAGCUGUGAACAGAACGGACUCGGCUGUGCGAAUGGUAACUAGGUAAACAGAUGUAAACAUACAAAAACUGUUUAAUGCUAAUUCCUAAAUCUUUCAUAGAAUAUUUGUUAAAAUAUAAUAAGUGUAUUAAACUGUUUGACCAGAUAAUCUACACUUUUCUAAUCAAAACGAUUUAAAGGAAAGUUAAAAAGGAAUUGUGAUUUAUUUCAAUAAAUGUUCUUUAACACCAA